Didymodactylos carnosus is the source of this 716-nucleotide messenger RNA. The record is from the annotation of a GenBank genome assembly. Lineage: Eukaryota; Metazoa; Rotifera; Eurotatoria; Philodinida; Philodinidae.
UCAAAUACUGGACAGAGUUCAAAGCACAAAUUACCAAGACCUACACUUCUUCGUAUGACGUUACUUUAGCAUUCGAACGUCUCCAACGUUAUCAGCAAACACCGAAUCAAAAUGUACAACAAUAUUAUACCGAAGUAAUUAAAUUAUGCAAAGAAGCUGAUUCAGAUAUGUCGGACAGAACAAAGCUUCAGCACCUCUUUUCCGGCUUAAAACCAACGAUUAAAAUAAAAGUGAUAGAGAAGGAUCCGGCAUCCACGAAAGAAUUUCUCGAAUAUGCUAAAAAAGUCGACGAUCUUCAAGCACUGAUUGGGAAAGAUGAAAUUAUUACAUUUCCAUCAGAACCAUUCUCGUCAGCCUCGAAUGCUUUUCAACAGCCACGACCCUAUAUAUCAGAUAGAAAUUCAGAUGUCUAUGUUGCACCACCGAGACGUACAAAUCCACAUUCUCAACAGCAAGCUUCCUCUGUUUCUUCGUCUGGUUCACGUAAUGAUAACAGUCCCCUUCCUGUUACAACAACAUUGAAUCAUCAAACAACUAACCGAAACUCUUCUUCUAAUCCAACUACUUCGUCCCAAUCUAGUUUUCAACAACAAUCUUGUAAUAACAAUUUUAAUUUAUAUUCACAACAUCGUCAGCAAUCCCAGCAGCCUUUUCGCCCGUGUCUGCACUGUGGUUCACGUGCGCAUCGCGCGCGAGACUGUCCGGGUUUCGGGUAG